Molecule: messenger RNA, 791 nt
Organism: Dalotia coriaria
Lineage: Eukaryota; Metazoa; Arthropoda; Insecta; Coleoptera; Staphylinidae
Product: keratin, type II cytoskeletal 2 epidermal-like
Exons: 4
Coding region: 100-729 (209 amino acids)
Source: RefSeq, a predicted model, not a curated record
GAUAUUUAAGUAAGAAUCAACACUAGCAAAGUAGUACGUGCUUGCACGUUGCGAUCGCAAGAUUACCCAGUGAUUCCAAAAUAUUGUCAGUUAUCCGCAAUGGCAUCUCACAUUUCCUUAACCCUUUUGUGCCUUAUGGGCAUUUAUACAAUCGUUACCGCUUACGCCGGGGAAUACAUUCCGAAAUCUUACUACAUUAUUGCAAAUGGUCAACGGUCCGACACCGUUUAUUUGCGCUCAAAGCGAUCAGUAUUGCAUCUUCUGCGUAAAAGACGCAGUUCCAACAUUCCAGGAGUACCGUCACCGGAACAAUUCUUCGCACAAGCACGAGAGUUCUUUAACCAAUUACCACACGGGGACAUUUACUUCCCAGAUGGAUUCAACCCAGCUGCAUUCCAAGCACGUAUAGCAGGAGGCAACGGAGGCAGUGGUUUUGGUUCCGGAAGUGGCUCUGGUGCAUAUUCUUUCUCCAGUGCAUCCGCGUCUGGUGGAGGAGGUACACAAGGUGGAACUGGGUAUUCCAGCGGACCUUCAUCCAACAACAACCAUCAUUAUUCCAAUGUCGGUUCUGAUAGCCCCAGGGUGUUUUCAAGAUUUGGGGAAGAAGCCGGAAAUAAUAUCCAUGUGUCUGGAAGUGCUUCCGGGCCGCACGGAGCUUAUAGUUCAAGUUCUGCGACGGCAGAUGGAAGUGGUAAAGUCAGGUAUUCCGUUCAAUCUGGAAAGUAUUGAUGCAAUUAUUUUAAUCACCUUCUUAUGUAUGAAUAAAUAAAUAUCUAUAUUUGCUUUGAUGA